Leopardus geoffroyi (Geoffroy's cat) is the source of this 4337-nucleotide messenger RNA. RefSeq names its product kinesin family member C3 (gene KIFC3). The transcript is spliced from 23 exons. Gene Ontology annotation, molecular function: ATP binding; microtubule motor activity; microtubule binding. The record is from RefSeq and is a predicted model, not a curated record. Lineage: Eukaryota; Metazoa; Chordata; Mammalia; Carnivora; Felidae. Bases 481 to 3663 code for a protein of 1060 amino acids. Gene Ontology annotation, biological process: microtubule-based movement.
GCCAGGAUGGGUCGGACAAGAGACGGGGCCGCUCCGGCUUGGAAGGCUACGUUUCCCAGCAGGACACUAUAUUCCAGCACCUGCAGACAGCUCGCUUCUGCUAGGAUCACUCUGUACCGUUCUCUUUCUUCAGCAAUCAACAUGUUUAUUUAGAAAAGCUGACUGCCUGGAAAGCCAGGUUGGAGGCGUCUGGGAGGCCACAGGAGACACACCGGCUAGAAAACCCAGAAGACAACAUUUCAGGACCCUUGCUUGCGACCCAAAUCGGUCCCUGGAGGCUGAAGGAGAUCCUGCCCUCAAAGCCUUUUAAUUGCCGCACUAGAGACUGAAUGGCCGCCUUGUUCAGCACCAAAGCUACGUCUGGUCCAGCGAGGAAUUGGUGAACCAAGCAGAAAAUUCCAGGGCACAGGCUAUUACAGGCUCCAAUUUGGAAGCUUCUUCUCCCACAGCCUGACAGAGCAAGCCGGGCCACAGGCUGCCAUGUUUGUGGUUCCAGCCCUGGUGUGGCUGAGCUCGAACAGCUGGGUCCUGCGGAGGGGGCAGAGAGAGGAGGGGGAGAGAGACCCCAGUGCAGGCCAGGAAGAGGCCCCUGGCUGUCACGGCUGGCACUGGCCUGGACCCUGCAUCUCCAACCGAGCUGUCCUUGCCGAGCUUCAAGCCCCCUCCCUAGGAAGCAUCCUGGUCUCAGAGCCAACGGGCCACAGUUUACAGGCUGCCCGGCGCCCCGACGACGAGGCCGCUGAGCCCCGGGCCAUGGUCCCGUCUCGCCGGCCGUGGAACCUGGGAGCCACGCCCUCGCUGCGCGGCCUGUGGAGAGUGGGCCGGGCCCGGGAGCCCGAGCCCGGGAUGGCUCGCCCCGCCCCCGCCAGCCCGGCCGCCCGCCCUUUCCCACACACCGGCCCGGGGAGGUUGAGAACUGGGCGUGGAAAAGAUACCCCAGUCAGCGGUGACGAGGACUCCGGUGCCCGAAGCGCAGCUCGCCCGGCCCUAGCUCAGUGCCGGGCCCUCAGUGUGGACUGGGCCGGCCCUGGGAGCCCCCACAGGCUCUACCUGACCGUGCAGCAAGCCCUGCUGGACAAGGGGUGCGAGAACAAGAGUCAGGGGACGAAAGAAGAGAAGCUCCUGAAGAGGCAGGCGCCGGGCCCCAGGCGGGACCGGGAGGCCCAGGAAGCUGGUGGCGCCAUGAAUGUAGAGAAAACAGGUGGGCGGCUCUUUGGCAGCGGGAGGUGCUCGAGCCUGGCGGGGCCGCCAGGUGCAGCCCCCAUGGUGCAUAGGAUGGUGGAGGCCAUGUCCCAGCUGCAGGAGGAGAAAGCCCGGCUACAGGAGGAGCUGGCAGCCCUACAGGAGAGGCUGGCCCUCCGAGACAGUGACCAGCAAGCCACAUCCACCCAGCUGCAGAAUCAGACUUUCCUGAGAGCCCAGGCUACCUGGGUCUUGAAGUGGGAGAGGGUGCUGAAGGCUAUUGGGAUGGGGCAGGUGGAAAACCUGAAGGAGAAGCUCAUUAGCCAAGCCCAGGAAGUGAGCCGCCUUCGAUCAGAGCUGGGAGGCACGGACUUGGAGAAGCACCGGGACCUGCUGAUGGUGGAGAAUGAACGGCUGAGGCAGGAGAUGCGGCGCUUCGAGGCGGAGCUGCAGGAGCUGCGGGCCAAGCCGGUGGCCCCCUGCACGGGCUGCGAGCACAGCCAGGAGAGCGCCCAGCUCCGGGACAAGCUGUCACAGCUGCAGCUGGAGGUGGUGGAGAACAAGGGCAUGCUGUCGGAGCUGAACCUGGAGGUGCAGCAGAAGACCGACCGGCUGGCGGAGGUCGAGCUGCGGCUCAAGGACUGCCUGGCCGAGAAGGCGCAGGAGGAGGAGCGGCUGAGCCGGCGCCUCCGGGACAGCCACGAGACCAUCGCCAGCCUGCGGGCCCAGUCGCCGCCAAUCAAGUAUGUCAUCAAGACCGUGGAAGUGGAGUCGUCCAAGACCAAGCAGGCCCUCAGCGAGUCCCAGGCCCGGAACCAGCACCUGCAGGAGCAGGUGGCCAUGCAGAGGCAGGUGCUGAAGGAGAUGGAGCAGCAGCUGCAGAGCUCGCACCAGAUGACCGCGCAGCUCCGGGCGCAGAUCGCCAUGUACGAGUCAGAGCUGGAGCGGGCACACGGGCAGAUGCUGGAGGAGAUGCAGUCCCUGGAGGAGGACAAGAACCGGGCCAUCGAGGAGGCCUUUGCCAGAGCCCAGGUGGAGAUGAAGGCUGUGCACGAGAACCUGGCAGGUGUCCGGACCAACCUGCUGACGCUGCAGCCAGCGCUGCGGACCCUCACCAACGACUACAAUGGGCUCAAGCGGCAGGUGCGUGGCUUCCCCCUGCUCCUGCAGGAGGCUCUCAAGAGCGUCAAGGCCGAGAUCGGCCAAGCCAUCGAGGAGGUCAACAGCAACAACCAGGAGCUCCUGCGCAAGUACCGCCGGGAGCUGCAGCUGCGCAAGAAGUGCCACAAUGAGCUCGUGCGGCUGAAAGGGAAUAUCCGGGUGAUUGCUCGUGUCAGGCCAGUCACCAAAGAGGACGGAGAAGGACCCGAAGCGACCAAUGCUGUGACCUUCGAUGCUGACGAUGACUCCAUCAUCCACCUACUGCACAAAGGAAAGCCCGUGUCCUUUGAGCUGGACAAGGUCUUCUCCCCGCGGGCCUCACAGCAGGACGUGUUCCAGGAGGUACAAGCCCUGAUCACCUCCUGUAUUGACGGCUUCAACGUCUGCAUCUUUGCCUAUGGCCAGACGGGUGCCGGCAAGACCUACACGAUGGAGGGGACCCCUGAGAACCCAGGCAUCAACCAGCGAGCCCUGCAGCUGCUCUUCUCCGAGGUGCAGGAGAAGGCGUCCGACUGGGACUACACCAUCACCGUCAGCGCUGCCGAGAUCUACAACGAGGUCCUCAGGGACUUGCUGGGGCAGGAGCCCCAAGAGAAGCUGGAGAUCCGGCUGUGCCCAGACGGCAGCGGGCAGCUGUACGUGCCGGGGCUGACAGAGUUCCGGGUGCGGAGCGUGGAGGACAUCAACAAGGUGUUUGAGUUUGGCCACACCAACCGCACGACCGAGUUCACCAACCUGAACGAGCACAGCUCCCGCUCACACGCCCUGCUCAUCGUGACGGUGCGCGGGGUGGACUGCAGCACGGGCCUCCGCACCACGGGGAAGCUGAACCUGGUGGACCUGGCCGGCUCGGAGCGUGUGGGCAAGUCAGGGGCUGAGGGCAGCCGCCUGCGGGAGGCGCAGCACAUCAACAAGUCGCUGUCAGCCCUGGGGGACGUCAUCGCCGCCCUGCGCUCCCGCCAGGGCCACGUGCCCUUCCGCAACUCUAAACUCACCUACCUGCUGCAGGACUCGCUCAGUGGAGACAGCAAGACCCUCAUGGUGGUGCAGGUGUCCCCCGUGGAGAAGAACACCAGCGAGACGCUGUAUUCCCUGAAGUUUGCAGAGAGGGUGCGCUCUGUGGAGCUGGGUCCUGGGUCCCGCAGGGCAGAGCUCGGGUCCUGGUCCAGCCAGGAGCACUUGGAGUGGGAGCCGGCUUGCCAGACCCCACAGCCCUCGGCACGAGCACACUCAGCCCCCAGCUCCGGGACCACCAGCCGCCCAGGCUCCAUCCGGAGGAAGCUGCAGCCCUUGGGGAAGUCAAGGCCGGUGCCUGUGUGAUGGACGUGUCCACCCUAUCAGACCAGGGACUGGGUCGUGAGGCCUUGCUGGCCCGCUCCUGCUGUAGCACUGGGAGCCUAGGAGGCAAAGGCCAGGGUGGAGGCACCUCUUCCACCCCGUCUCCACUCAGAGAUGAGAAACAUGCUCAGAAGGAAAUGGUGUCUCUCGUCCGUGGCUGUGGGUUCAAGUGGCACAGGCCGGAAGGGUAGGGAUGGCCCACUCUGCCUGGCAGGCCAUCAGGGGGCCCUUACGGGGAGGGCAGGAGUAUGUGGGAAGGUGGUCCUCUCGCCCAGCCUGGUCUGACUUUCCCCCGCCUGCUGGGCCCCGUCUCUAGUGGGUGCGCUGAGGAGCCCCCGAGGGGCACAGGAACCAUGACACCCGGGCAGUUUGGUGGGCACCCUGGGGCAGCCCUGGCCGCACGCGGGCCCUGUGCCGGACAUGUACAUAGUGUUCUAGGUGUACAUAGGGGCACGGCCCUCCCUGCCGAGGGCCGGCCUUUAUUUAUGGCUGGCAGGAGGCCAGUGGGCGGGGAUUCUGCUGCUCCCCUCAUCUGCCUGGUACCAGGCUCUCUCCUUGCUCACUGGCCUCUUGACAUCUUCCCCCCUUUGAAAUCCUAUUUAAGAACUUUUGGAAGCUUAGCCAUUUUUACUUAAAAUAAAAACCUUUUUACACAA